This is a messenger RNA of Puntigrus tetrazona (Sumatra barb), 2791 nucleotides long. Its product is annotated as phosphatase and actin regulator 4B-like. The record is from RefSeq and is a predicted model, not a curated record. Lineage: Eukaryota; Metazoa; Chordata; Actinopteri; Cypriniformes; Cyprinidae. Gene Ontology annotation, molecular function: actin binding. Gene Ontology annotation, biological process: actin cytoskeleton organization; neural crest cell migration.
UGGCUUGGAAAGUGGAAGGAAGCAUGAGAUCGACGCUAGGUGACAGGAAAGGGUUUCUUUGAAGCCGAGAGGAAAAGCGGAAGGUUUAGGAGAACCUGGAUUGCUGCUGCUGUCCACUGGGGUGCACCUGGGCAGGAGCUGCAAACGGAGGCCCUUUGGGGGCUGGAGCAUGGGACAGACGUUCCCUCUAGAGACUGCACCUCAAAACUCCUGCGCACACUUGGAUGAUGAAGGUGAUCACCAGCACAGCAGCACAGGGAGCGAAGGGGGAACGGCAGGGGACGGCACCCCUCCUCCCAAGCGCAAGGGCAAGUUCUCUACCCUGGGUAAGAUCUUCAAACCCUGGAAGUGGAGGAAGAAGAAAAGCAGCGAGAAGUUUAAGGAAACUUCAGAAGUUCUGGAAAGAAAGAUGUCGAUGAGGAGGCCAAGACAGGAACUGAUCGAGCAGGGAGUGCUUAAGGAGCUUUCUGACAAUGAACUAGGUGAGGCCCAUGGCCACAAGACACCUUAUGUGAAGAAUGGUCACACUCUGCCUGUAGGAAUUGGUGGAGGUCUGGGGCUAGAGCAGAUACACUCGCCCUCUGAAUCUGAAUUUAGAGUCAACCCUGUCUGGCUUCCGCAGCCCGAUGACCGCAGAGGUCGUGCCCCUUCUGAUGGGGAUCAUCAUGGAGCACUGGGCCCUCGGGCCUCCAAUCAGGAUGAAGGCAGGAGAAGUGGUUGGUCUGUUGGGACGGAGGACUGGAAAUCUAAUCUGGCCUGGCAGGGAGAUGAUAUCAGACAUGGUGGAAGGCUACAUGUUGAAAUGGACAAGAGGCCUGGGCUAAUGAAAGCCCCCUCUGAGGAUGGGCGCAGGACUCGUCCCGAGCCGGACUGGAAGCCAACGCUUCCUCGCCACUCGUCUGUCGAAGAGGGAAGGGGAAGACAAGAGUCUGACAGCAGUCAGUACGUUCCUAACUCGGAGAUUCUGAGGGACACACUGCGAGAACCUCUGCCUCCGAAGCAGUCCAUCAUGCCGCCCAAAUGGCUGAUGACAUCCACCCCGGAACCUGGUGCUGACAGCUUGCCCCGCACCCCUGUCCACAACCCCGCAGCUGCUUUCUCCUCUUCCUCUGCCUCCUCCAACUCCUCCUCCUCAUCAGCUGUCAGCGCAGCUGGAAAACCACUACGAAACGUAUCCUCAGCUGGCGCCAACACACAGGCCUCCAGCAGCGCUCCCCUUACCACCUCUUCAGCACCAUCCUCUAUGGGCAAUGUCCCAGCCCAGCCCACCAAACAACCCCCUCUCCCUCCACCCAAACCGAUCAACCGUAGCAACAACCCCGCAAUGUUGGCCUCCACCCUGCAUGGGGGUGACGGCAGCGAUUUCCCCCUCUACUGGUCCUGUUGGAAGCGUGAGGGUGACCAUGACGUCUACCUGUCCCUGCCUGUCUACCUCUGCCGGCGGGCAGGAGGCAUGCGCACAGCUGAACUCACACAAGGAGGUGUCAACCUAGUACCGGCCAAGCCCUCACCCCCUAUGCCCCCAAAAAGAACCACGCCUGUCACCAAACGCAAUGCAGAGGACUCCCCUCUGACCAUUUCCUCCCUACCCUCCAUCCUGUCAGAGGACAUGAGGGCCAACAUCCCCGGGGGUUACCAGCUGCCUCCUCCUCCCCCAUCACCACCUCUCCCCACACACAUUCCCCCUUCCCCACCACGGGCCCACACCCAUCAUCUCCUCCACCAACACUCCUAUCCCUACCCCCUACCCCAGCCACUUCCUGUCCACUUUGACCCUCCCAGCCCUCCGGAGGAACCGCCAGCCCGUCAAGCUCCUGUUCCCUUACACAUCAUGAUCCAGAGGGCGCUCAGUAGCCCAGGACCUGCUCUCCCACACCCAGAUGGCUCCCAGCGUGCCCACUCACUUCUGUUUGAGACACCACCGGAGUACCAGGGCAGCCGCCCACUGGCAGUCACCAUCCAGCCUCUCAAACUGGAUGAAGAUGACUACUCCGAUGAAGAGGAGGAGGAAGAGGACGAUGACGACGACGAUGAUGAACCACCACCUGAUCACCUCCCAUCCCCUCAUUCCCAGCCAGAACUUGAGCCUCGCAGCCGCAGGUGCCUGGUGGGGGACCUGAGCGUCAGCAUCAUCCCUGAAGGAAGCAAUAGCAGCGAGGAGGAGGAAGAUGAGGAAGAUCAACAGCCGGAGGAGAGCGACUCAGACGGGCCCGUGCUGUAUAAGGACGAUGAAUCGGAUGAAGAUGAAGAGGACGACAGCCCACCAAGUGCUCUGGCCAGCAGGGUGAAGAGGAAGGACACGUUGGCGCUGAAGUUGAGCAGUCGGCCCUCUGCCCCAGACAGGCAGGCUCCUGAGAGGCAGGCCAAAGUGGAGCACACGGGUCUGUCGUGGCAGAGCAAGGAGCAGUGGGAGGCCAUCCGCACACAGAUUGGUACUGCACUCACACGGCGAUUGAGCCAGAGACCUACUGCUGAGGAGUUGGAGCAAAGAAACAUUCUCCAGCCCAAAAAUGAAGCAGACAGACAAGCAGAGGUCAGGGAGAUCAAGCGCAGACUCACCAGAAAGUUGAGUCAACGACCGACUGUUGCCGAACUACAAGCUCGAAAAAUAUUACGUUUCCACGAGUACGUGGAGGUCACAUGCGCUCAGGACUACGACCGCCGUGCUGACAAGCCAUGGACCAAACUUACUCCCGCAGACAAGGCUGCUAUUCGUAAAGAGCUCAAUGAGUUUAAGAGCUCCGAGAUGGAAGUGCAUGAGGAAAGCAGAAUUUACACAAGGCUGCUGUAA